Molecule: messenger RNA, 1887 nt
Organism: Paralichthys olivaceus (Japanese flounder)
Lineage: Eukaryota; Metazoa; Chordata; Actinopteri; Pleuronectiformes; Paralichthyidae
Source: RefSeq, a predicted model, not a curated record
UUGGUGCUGGGGGGUCGCAUACUGCUUGGUUAUUUCCUGGGGGGUGACUGCUGCAUUUUUUUAUUUUUAUUAUUUAAAUCCCAGCUGAUUCCCCCCCCCCCCUAAUUUUAUUUUUUUUAUUUUAUCUUAAUUUUUUAUUUUUUUCUACUUCUCCUGGUUAUCGCCUCUCUCUCGCUCUACAAGACCUGACACCCCUUGCAGAUUUUUUUAAUUUCCUCCUCUUUUCAGAUCAUGAACAAACUAUAUGUUGGGAAUUUAAGUCCUUCGGUCACUGUCGAGGACUUGCAGCAGCUCUUCGGGGAGAGGAAGCUGCCAGUGGCCGAGCAGGUCUUGCUGAAAUCCGGCUAUGCUUUUGUGGACUUCCCCGAUCAGAACUCGGCCAUAAAGGCGAUAGAGACUCUUUCUGGUAAAGUUGAGUUGCACGGGAAGGUGAUAGAGGUAGACUACUCUGUUCCCAAAAGACUACGGAGUCGGAAGAUCCAGAUCCGGAACAUUCCCCCUCAUCUACAGUGGGAGGUUUUGGACGGCCUUCUUGCUCAGUAUGGUACUGUAGAAAACGUGGAACAAGUGAACACUGACACAGAAACAGCGGUGGUGAAUGUUACGUACGCAACCAAGGAGGAAGCUAAAGUAGCCAUUGAGAAGUUGACGGGACACCAGUUCGACGACUGCUCCUUCAAAGUGUCGUACAUUAUGGACAUGGAUGCUGCUCCGCCUGUUCAGGUGGCCCGCACUCGGCGCGGGGGGCGAUCGCCCCGGGACCAGGGCCCCACCCAGCCCGGGCCCUCGGGGGGCUUUGGCGCCCCACGUCCCCGGCAACACGACUUCCCCCUACGCAUGCUCGUGCCUACUCAGUUUGUGGGAGCCAUCAUCGGCAAGGAGGGCCUGACCAUCAAGAAUGUCACCAAACAGACACAGUCCAAGGUGGACAUUCACCGGAAGGAAAAUGCAGGUGCGGCAGAAAAGCCCAUUACCAUCCACUCGACACCAGAGGGCUGCUCCUCCGCCUGCCGCAUGAUCCUGGACAUCAUGCAGAAGGAGGCCAACGAGACCAAGACGACGGAGGACAUCCCUCUGAAAAUACUUGCUCACAACAGCCUGGUUGGUCGGCUGAUCGGGAAGGAGGGCCGCAACCUGAAGAAAAUCGAAGAGGAGACAGGGACCAAGAUAACCAUCUCCUCGUUACACGAAUUAACUAUUUACAACCCUGAGAGGACCAUCACAGUGAGGGGUACCCCGGAGGCGUGUUGUAAAGCAGAGAUGGAGAUCAUGAAGAAACUGAGGGAAGCCUACGAGAACGAUGUUGCUGCUUUAAACCAACAGGCCAACCUGAUUCCAGGCUUGAACCUGAACGCUCUGGGCAUCUUCUCUUCCUCUGGACUGCCGAUGCUGCCCCCUGCUGCCGGACCACGCGGCGCAGUGCCCGCUGUGGCACCAGCAGGAUACAACCCAUUCUUACAACAGGCUCCAGAACAGGAGGUGGCCUACCUCUUUAUUCCAACUCAGGCAGUCGGUGCUCUGAUCGGCAAGAAGGGCCAGCACAUCAAACAACUCGCCCACUUCGCUGGAGCCUCCAUCAAGAUUGCUCCACCUGAAACCCCUGAUGUCCUUGUCAGGAUGGUGAUCAUUACCGGAACUCCAGAGGCUCAGUUUAAGGCCCAGGGUCGGAUAUUUGGGAAGCUGAAGGAGGAAAACUUCUUCACAGCGAAGGAGGAGGUCAAACUGGAGACUCACAUCAAGGUUCCCUCUACUGCAGCCGGCAGGGUCAUCGGUAAAGGAGGCAAGACGACUGCACAGAGGAAGAUCCGGGAGAUCAUACAGCAGGUCAAACAGCAGGAACAGAAACACCAGCAGGGCGCCGCUGUGUCACCGCACCACUCCAAGUGA